This is a messenger RNA of Puma concolor (puma), 2439 nucleotides long. NCBI's taxonomy places the organism in Eukaryota, Metazoa, Chordata, Mammalia, Carnivora, Felidae. The record is from RefSeq and is a predicted model, not a curated record.
AUGAGGCAGACCAUCCUGGUGGGUGACAGCGGUGUGGGGAAGACAUCUCUGCUGGUUCAGUUCGACCAGGGCAAGUUCAUCCCUGGCUCCUUCUCGGCCACCGUGGGCAUCGGAUUCACACACCUAAGUCAAGAGGUACUGAUGCCCUUCUCCCCCGACACAGCCUUCGGUCAGUCCCGCUGUAAUGCAGCUACCCAGUUCCAUGGUAAGCUGUGGGUGCUUGUGCAGAAUGUUGGCACAGGACCCGGGCAGCCUGCGACCUUUGGGGACCGGUCCUCGGGCUGGAUUCGUUCCACGUCUUCGGAGCACGAAGCCGGCCCAAUUUGCUCGGGGCACGCCUGCCCCUCUGGCGCUGACCUGUGGUUGUUGCCGCCCUCGCGAGACAGCCUGCACCAGGCAGGGGACGUGACGGGCAUGUCUGGCGCCGCUGCCACCCGGGAUGGAGAGGCGCCCGAGCACUCCCCGCCCUGCAGUCCGAGCUACGAUGUCACGGGCAAGGUGGGUGGGCACUGUGCCCAGUACUGGGGACUCCCCAACCGGAGGAGCCUACAGCCACCUCACCCUGAAGUCUAUGCCGACGGUGGCUAUGAAGGUCCCGGACAGGAAGGCCCCGUCUUUGAAUUGGAUCAGGAAACAGGUUUUGCCAACGCAGAUGUGAGCAGUGAACGGGUGAUCCGUUCGGAGGACGGAGAGACACUGGCCAGGGAGUACGGCGUUCCCUUCAUGGAGACCAGCGCCAAGACGGGCAUGAAUGUGGAGUUAGCCUUUCUGGCCAUUGCCAAGGAGCUGAAAUACAGAGCCCUGUGGCAGCCCGAUGGGCCCAGCUUCCAGAUCCGAGACUUUGUGGAGUCCCAGAAGAAACGGCCCAGCUGCUGCUCCGUCUUGUGAAUACCAAGGGGCUGCAAGGGGGCUCCAGAGGCCCCCGCGGAUGCAGCCUUCUCCCCCCAGAUCUGGUUUAUUCUGCGAGGCUGGGAGUUGGGGGACCCAGUGGACAGCCCCUUCCCAAGCGGGAGCUGUACUCCCACCCCGACCCUAGUUGCAUAGUUUCCCUGCAUCCUGGGGGAGGGUAAAAUAUUUAUCUCAUCCUAAUGACACAUAAUGUAAUACAAAAAGGGAGGGAGGGGGGAGGCGGGGCACCAGAAAAACAAGGCAGGGAGCUGGUGGACCUUUUGCCUUCUGCUACUUGGACUUGGGGGGCUGAGGCUCCCUCCGAACCUUGACAAGGGUGGUGUUGCUUCAGUUCAGCACCAGAGGGCAGUGACGCACUUCUGCAGCGUGAGGGCCAGACGUGACCCCGUGGCCACCUUCACCUCAACUGGAGAGGCUAAGCAGACCCCCAACUUUCAUUUCCUCCAGCUCCCAGGGAACAGUCUUCCCCAGUAAGACGGUCCCUGGUGCCGGGAGCUAGACCAAGGCUAGGGAAUAUAAGAGAUGUGGAGAUCGGGCAGUGACGGAGCUCUGUGGGUGCAGGGGGGAGGAGUGACCCAGACUAAGUCUAUCUGUUUGGCUGCCUCUGGCUUUCCUAGCCCCCCUCUGGGACAUGUGCCCCUUUUCCUCCAGCUCACAAGCCGAAAACAUCUGGUUCCUGUUCUCUGGACCUUGGGUCCCAGGGGAACCCCACCUCCCGGAACCCCUGGUCUUCUCUACCUUUUUGCUUGUGCCCCUAGACACCUGAGGUCACAGCCAGGGAGAGGUUUUUCUCCUAUCUCAAACCUUUGGCAGGUAUGCACCCCCACAGCCUACUUCUAGCAGCCACAGUGCUUCUACUGGAUUAAGAGUCAGUUAAGGAGAAACCUCUGACUUCUGGAGCAGAUGGGAGGCAGAACUGAGCAAACCUCACCUCACCACACAUAUGCCCCCAAACCCAAGCGCUGUCUCCUCCUUGACCACUCAUGCCUUUUUGCUUCCAGACAGACACCAAGGCCAAAACUCUCCAUCUCUCCUCCCACUGAGCCAAGUUAGGGAGUGAGAAGUCACCCAUUACUGGGUAAACCAACACAGUGUGCAAAACAAGGUCAUUUGAGUAAGACUGGGGUGAGGUGAGAGUCAGCAGAGUUUAUGUAGGGCCAAAGUCACUGGUCUCCCAGGUCCCUGACUACAGCAAACGGAGGUGGACAGGAGAUAUGUGGGUCAUGACCUGGAGGCACCUUUACUCUAGCUCUCCAGGCCAAGGGCAAGGGAGAGGAUAGAGGAAGAAGUACACACUUCACAUUUCUGAGGCUAUUGCAUUUGCUUUCAAGGCAGAAAUCUUGCUCUCUGAGCAGAGUCAGCAGCUCCAACUUGGGCCUGAUAAGGAAACUCUCCUAGGCUUCUCCCAGGCGAAGCAGGGAGGAGCCUGACCUUGCUGGGCUCUUCUGGGGCCCAAGGCAGGUCACAGGAGACCGAAUCACAUGGGCCGCAUUUGUGUUUUCAGAAUUAAAUUGCAGAAUUUGGAAAGUA